Mytilinidion resinicola is the source of this 1398-nucleotide messenger RNA. Its product is annotated as S-adenosyl-L-methionine-dependent methyltransferase. Bases 127 to 1398 code for a protein of 423 amino acids. The record is from RefSeq and is a predicted model, not a curated record. Gene Ontology annotation, molecular function: O-methyltransferase activity. Lineage: Eukaryota; Fungi; Ascomycota; Dothideomycetes; Mytilinidiales; Mytilinidiaceae. The transcript has 3 exons.
ACCUCACUUCACUGAUUAUUUCUACAGACCUCUAAAUCUUCUCAAGUUUUGUUUGUAGCUUCACGAACCUAGCUUGCUCUCCCUCACUCCCUCAUUCCUUCCACAAACCUCUCUACGUUCUCCACCAUGUCUACUGCUCCAAGCCUGCUAUCACAGCUCAUAGCAGAUAUCUCCAAAAAAGGUACGAUCUUGGAGGACUACCUGACCCGCAAUGGUCUCCCACAACCCUCCUUCAAGACCUCCGCCCCCAUUGACCUCGCAAUCCCCGCCUCGGAAGAGAGCCUCAUUGUCGGCCCAGCGGAGGGCCUAAAAUGGAUCGGUAUGACCGAGAUCUACCUCCUCACCAGCCUCCAAAUACUCUGCCACUUCAACAUCGCCCAAUCAAUUCCCCUCGGCUCCCCAAUCGCUUUCAACGAGCUUGCUAAGAAGACUAGCCUAAACGAAUCCCUCCUAGCUCACUAUCUCCACAUGGCAAGCACACACCACUACUUCUACGAACCCGCACCCGGAUUCGCAGCUCACACUGCUGGCUCUCGACUCCUAGCCGAAGACGAGGGCUACCGAGCCUGUGCUUGGCUUCGCGCAGACAUUUUCUUCACGGCGUGCUCGAAGGCACUAGAGACGAUGACGCGGUUUGGGGGCUCUGCAAAGCCGGAAGAAGCGCCGUAUGCGGUGGCGUUUGGAGAUGUGUUCUUCGCGCAUCUGGAGAAGGAGCCGUGGCGGAGGGAGAAAUUUGCACACUCGAUGAAGGCGAUGACGAGUGGUAGCGAGGUAGAGGAGAUUGCGGUGGUGUAUGAUUGGGGUAGCGUGGAGGAAGGGGGAUUGGUUGUUGAUAUAGGCGGUGGCAUGGCCCACAUCUCCGCCGCGAUCGCAACCGCCCACCCCCACCUGCACUUCCUUAUACAAGACCUCCCCAGCCUCGCUGACCAGGCCAACACCCACAUCGCCUCCCGCUCAGGCCCCAAAGCCUCUCACCUCACCUUCCACCCUCAUGACUUCUUCACCCCCCAGCCCGCCAUCGCCCGAAACGCCGCCGUUUAUGUCCUUCGCAACAUCCUGCAUGAUUGGUCAGACGCGCACUGCCAACAGAUCCUAGCGCAUAUUGUUGACGCCAUGGGACCGAAAUCGCGGGUCGUGAUCGUGGAUGUGGUGGUGCCGGAGCCGGGUACCUUGGGAAUGUAUGAAGAGGCACAGAUGAGGACGCUGGAUCUAACGAUGUGGGCGCUUUUUGCGGCACGGGAGAGGAGUAUGGAGGACUGGGAAGGGCUAUUGAAGGUUGUGGACGAGAGAUUGGGAGUGCUGAAGGUGGUAGAGCCGCCGAGAAUGAGAAGGUAUGCGGUGAUGGAGGUUGGCCUUUUGGGGGAGGGGGUAGGAGGCAUGGAAGCUCGCCCUAUUUGA